AAGCCCUGCUAUUGUCUUACUGCUACAGCAGGCUGAGGAUUGCAGUGUCUGCUGCUCUCAGACCUGCCUUGCCUGCGCUACCUAGCCCUGCCUCACUGCAUCCCACAGCAGCCUUGCUGUGCCGGGCGGAUUUUGAAAAGCAGCUCUUCGGUUUGGGAUGGUGUAGAAGACCUUGCUUUCCACUCUCGGGAGAAAGCUGACGCUCUUAGGGGAGAAUCUGGCAGCUGGACAUAGCUCGGACUGCAUUGUCUGGCUUCAUGACCCCCGCCGUGUAGCCAGCUCAUCUCCUUGCUCUCAGGAGCACAUGCACUUCUUACGAUUGCUUAUUUCCCUUUUCCUUUUCUUUCCUUUCUUCUAAUUUUUUUUUAAAGCAGCUUCUGGAGCCAGCCAUGUUUGGUACUGAAUCCUCAUUGAGCAUGUUUUUGAACACGUUAACACCGAAGUUCUACGUGGCCCUGACAGGCACUUCCUCACUAAUAUCCGGGCUUAUUUUGAUAUUUGAAUGGUGGUAUUUUCGCAAGUAUGGAACAUCUUUCAUUGAACAAGUCUCAGUAAGCCACUUGCGCCCCCUUCUGGGAGGGGUUGACAACAACUCUUCCAAUAAUUCUAAUUCCAGUAAUGGGGACUCAGAUUCCAACAGGCAGAGUGUCUCAGAGUGCAAAGUGUGGCGAAAUCCACUAAAUUUGUUUAGGGGUGCUGAAUACAAUCGGUACACGUGGGUCACAGGACGAGAACCUCUGACGUACUAUGACAUGAAUCUCUCUGCCCAGGAUCACCAGACAUUCUUUACUUGUGAUUCGGACCAUCUCCGUCCCGCAGAUGCAAUAAUGCAAAAAGCUUGGAGAGAGAGGAACCCCCAAGCCAGGAUUUCUGCAGCUCAUGAAGCCUUGGAGAUAAAUGAAAUUAGGUCCAGAGUUGAAGUUCCCCUAAUUGCUUCCUCUACCAUCUGGGAGAUAAAAUUGUUACCGAAGUGUGCAACUGCUUAUAUUCUCUUGGCCGAAGAAGAAGCCACAACUAUUGCUGAAGCAGAAAAACUCUUUAAGCAGGCCCUGAAGGCUGGAGAUGGUUGCUAUCGACGUUCUCAGCAGCUACAGCACCAUGGCUCCCAGUAUGAAGCUCAACACAGACGAGACACCAAUGUCUUGGUCUAUAUCAAGAGAAGGCUGGCAAUGUGUGCCCGGAGACUUGGGCGGACCAGAGAAGCCGUGAAAAUGAUGAGAGAUUUAAUGAAGGAAUUCCCCCUCCUAAGCAUGUUCAAUAUUCAUGAAAACCUUCUAGAAGCCCUUCUGGAGCUCCAAGCUUAUGCUGAUGUCCAGGCAGUCUUAGCAAAGUAUGAUGAUAUAAGCUUACCAAAGUCAGCAACGAUAUGCUACACAGCUGCCCUGCUCAAAGCUAGAGCCGUGUCCGACAAAUUCUCUCCCGAGGCGGCAUCUCGGCGGGGCCUGAGCACAGCAGAGAUGAAUGCAGUGGAGGCCAUUCACAGAGCUGUGGAAUUUAACCCGCACGUGCCAAAAUAUCUACUAGAAAUGAAAAGCUUAAUCCUCCCACCAGAGCACAUCCUGAAGAGAGGAGACAGCGAAGCAAUCGCGUACGCGUUCUUUCAUCUCGCACACUGGAAGAGGGUGGAGGGGGCUUUGAACCUCUUGCACUGUACGUGGGAAGGCACUUUCCGGAUGAUCCCGUACCCCUUGGAGAAGGGACACCUCUUUUAUCCAUACCCAAUCUGCACAGAAACAGCAGACCGGGAGCUGCUUCCCUCUUUUCAUGAAGUCUCAGUUUACCCCAAGAAGGAGCUCCCCUUCUUCAUCCUCUUCACGGCGGGACUGUGCUCCUUCACAGCCAUGUUGGCCCUCCUGACACACCAGUUCCCGGAACUCAUGGGCGUCUUCGCAAAAGCUUUCCUCAGCACUUUGUUUGCCCCCUUGAACUUUGUGAUGGAGAAAGUGGAAAGCAUCCUCCCCUCCAGUUUGUGGCAUCAGCUGACUCGGAUCUGAGGGCCCCUCCAGCCUCCACUCUCCUCGCCAUCCGCCGGAUCUUUGUGCCAACUUCUCAUGGACUGCAGGAAAGCAUGUCUCUGAAAAAGGGAAACCACUCUGAGAUCUGAAACUGUUCAUGGACUAUCAGUUCCCUAUUAAAGGCUCCUUUUGUUGUACAA
Microtus ochrogaster (prairie vole) is the source of this 2155-nucleotide messenger RNA. It is a transcript of the gene St7, whose product is annotated as suppression of tumorigenicity 7. The record is from RefSeq and is a predicted model, not a curated record. Lineage: Eukaryota; Metazoa; Chordata; Mammalia; Rodentia; Cricetidae.